Messenger RNA from Leucoraja erinaceus (little skate), 5542 nucleotides. Its product is annotated as beta-1,3-galactosyl-O-glycosyl-glycoprotein beta-1,6-N-acetylglucosaminyltransferase-like. The coding region runs from base 903 to 2225 and encodes 440 amino acids. The record is from RefSeq and is a predicted model, not a curated record. The transcript is spliced from 3 exons. Gene Ontology annotation, cellular component: membrane. Gene Ontology annotation, molecular function: beta-1,3-galactosyl-O-glycosyl-glycoprotein beta-1,6-N-acetylglucosaminyltransferase activity. Lineage: Eukaryota; Metazoa; Chordata; Chondrichthyes; Rajiformes; Rajidae.
UUACGAAAGAGUAUGCUUUAAAACCGGUUAAAGUUCAGGAAUAAAAUAUGAAUUAUUUUAUAUAGCCCCUUUCACUAACAAUUUCAAACCACGUUACUACCAAUAAGGUUUUCGUAUGAAGGCAAAAAGGUAGCAAGAUAGGGAGGUAUGUAGGACGGAACUGUAGAUGCUGGUUCAUACCGAAGAUAGACACAACGUGCUGGAGUAACUCAGCGGAUCAGGCAGCAUCUCUGGAGAACAUGGAUUUGUGACGUUUCGGGUGGGACCCUUCUUCACACAUUAAUAUCCUUGUUAUUAAGAAUCUUGUGAUAAAACAUUAAAUACCUCGCCAUAACACAAGGUCAUUUACAAUCCAACAGUAUGAACAUCAAAUUCUCCCACCCCACAUCCCCUCUCCCCUCUUUCCACCUAUGCACAUUCCUCUAACUUUUCAUUUCACACCACUCCUCUCCUUAUUGUCUUCAACUUAUCUCUAACUUUUAUCUUCAGCCCAUUCUUUCUCUGGCCUUUGUCCAACCAUCUGCCAAUCACAACAUGGUCACCUGCAUCCAUUUGUCACUUGUCUGGAUUUGUACUGCCCCCAAAUCCAUUCCAGCGUUCUCCUUUCAACCACAAUCAGUCUGAAGAAGAGUCCCGACCUGAAGCAUAGCCUCACCAUGUCCUCCACUCUGUAUCUUUGUUUCAUAACGCAAGCUACCAAAAGAUGUACGUAAAUUGCGCCAGCCCUGCAACUCGUCAAGAUCAGAAAACAUUCAGAAGUCGGAAGCAUCUGUCAACAGAGAAGCACAGUCAACCUCACUCCCAGUAAUUUAUCCCACGAUUGCAGGAGAAUCAACUUUUCUGAGAUUAAAGAGGGUGCUCUGCCGUGAAACCCCAAUUUGUCUGUGGAAAGGAAACUGUAGAUGAGUACAUUCAAUAUUUUAACUGGAUCAAAUAUGUUGUGCACAAAGCUCUUUCAUCUCCGGUGCCGUUGUCUCAGGUGCAGGAAGUCUAAGUGGAUUUUGACAGGAGUCAUCUCUUUGGUGGCGUUAUUCUUUCUCAUAAGCCACGAGAAAGAUUAUGUAAACUUGGAACUCACUGAAGAGGAUCCCAGAUACUACGUAAACUGUACGAACAUUAUCAAUGGAAAUGAAGAGGCAAUAAAUUACGCUAAACUUCAGACAAUGUCAAAAGAAUAUAAACAUCGUUAUGUGCUGAGUGAGAAAGAUUACAUAAACUUGAGCAAAAACUGUGAUAACUACAUUAAGUUACAAAAAUAUAUCACAUUUCCACUGAGUAAAGAAGAGGAAGAUUUUCCAAUAGCAUAUUCAAUUGUAAUCCAUCAAAGAAUUGAGAUGUUUGAAAGACUUUUAAGGUCCAUAUACACACCUCAGAAUUUUUACUGUAUUCAUGUGGACCAAAAAUCAUCCAAGAUCUUUCAAGAAGCAGUUAAGAGCAUUGCUGCAUGCUUUGAUAAUGUAUUUCUUGCUAGCCAUCUUGAGUCUGUAAUCUAUGCAUCCUGGAGUAGGGUUCAGGCCGAUUUAAACUGUAUGAAGGAUCUCCAACAAAAGAAUUCAAAAUGGAAAUACCUCAUUAAUCUCUGUGGCAUGGAUUUCCCCAUAAAAACCAAUCUAGAAAUGGUGGAAAUGCUCAAAACCUUAAGAGGAUCAAACAGUAUGGAAACAGAAAUGACCGCACCCCAUAAAGCAAAGAGGUGGAAAGUGAAACAUACUGUAGUGAAUGGAGCGAUAAAAAAUGCAGAGAUUGAUAAGAAACCUCCUCCAAUUGACACACCAAUGUUUUCAGGAAGUGCCUAUUUUGUUGUUAAUAGAGAUUUUGUGGAAUAUUUAUGGAAAAGCUCUAAAGUACAGAAGUUUAUUGAAUGGGAAAAGGACACUUACAGUCCCGAUGAGCACAUGUGGGCAACCCUUCAAAGAAUGCCUGAUGUCCCUGGAUCAAGCCCUGUCAAUAAUAAAUUUGACAUCUCUGACAUGAAUGCUAUCGCAAGACUGGUAAAAUGGAGCUACCUAGAAGGUGAUAUUUCCAAAGGAGCACCUUAUCCACCCUGCACUGGUGAACACGUCCGUUCAGUGUGUGUGUACGGAGCAGGAGAUCUGAAGUGGAUGCUACAGCAGCAUCACCUGUUUGCCAAUAAGUUUGACUCAAUGGUUGAUAAUGUUGCAAUUCAAUGCUUAGAGUGGCAUCUCAGGCAUAAAGCAAUUUCUAAUAUUUUAAACUUUGCAUAGAUAUCUUCCUAAAGAUUUGAGAGAAUGAGAGGACACCAUCAUUUUUUGCACCCUUAAUUUAGCGAAGAACAUCAAACGGGUCGUAUUAAUUUUGAAUCAAAAAGUCCCUGUCUUGACAUGGAAGGUUGGGCAAGUUAUCGGGUUGGGCCUUGAUGGUGGUCCUGACUCCUGAGCCUUCACGCCUUGUAAUUGCCCUAAUAGGCUUUUGACAACUUGCACGACCAAAGAGUUUUUUAAAAAUACUGUUAAAUAUCAAUGAUGAUUAGAGAUAUUUUUAAAAUGUUGAUGUUAAUACCUAUUAAUAUUAAUGUGGUGGUGGUCUUGUAUGGUCUAUAUGGAUGGGUAUAGGUACCUUUUGAUGUUGGAUUUGUCAAGAUAAAGUAAGCAAGUUACUAUUCUGUUAAGAUGGGAGGAAGGGACAUGGUUCCUCUUGAGGAAGGCAAAGGUACGUUCUCCUUCUGCUCCUCAUGACCCAUAGGUAGUUUUUGGUUAUCCAUAUCUUCUUUCAUCAGCCAGGUGGCCUGUGGCCCAGAACACAGAAAUGGAUUGGCAACCCAGUAAAGGAUGGACUUGUUUGAUGUUAAAUUCGAGGCAACAAGCUUGAAUCAGUCAACCCAUCUUCUGGGAUUAGAUGAUCAACUGUCCCACCUUCAUUAUGUUUGGAAGAGGGAAGGUUGGGUUGAAUCUUUUUAAAUCACACUCAGCCCACCUGACUUUGAGUUUUAAUUUAUCUCCAGGAUUCCCUAAAAUUUACACACUUGCUUCAUUCCUAAUUACAUCAUAUUUUCCAGGCUGGUACUGGAAAAUAUUUUAUAACUAUACUGGACUCGCAGCUAAAUCAUACAUUACAAGGUAGAAUUUUUAAAAACAACAUCUCUCUCACUUCCUUCUCAAAGUGACAUCAGGUUGUGUUAUUCAUUUAUUCAUUAAUGCUAAUCACAGAUUCUUGCUGCAGCUUAUUUUAAAAUAACAUACUUUUGUUUACAAAGCAGGGGAUGAAUAUACUGUAAUUUUACAUUGAGUCAACUCGCAACUCACAUGCGAUGACCUCCACGGCCACAUCAGUCUUUGUAGCCCCAUGUAUCUUGUUGAGCGUCGGAGCUCACUGACAUAGGAGACCCACCGGAGUGACUAAACCAAGGCACUUCAAAUCAUAGACCAUGAUUGGUAAAUACAUUUAGUAAUGAUAGGAUGGCCAUGACAAGGUGAGCUCAAUGGGCUGUUUCUGUACUGUAUGACAGAUGUAGGGGCUACCCUAGAUUGCCUUGAUGACCUGUGACAGUUUGUGGUGCCAAAAUCCUUUUCAAUGCUGUGUAGAAAGGAACUGCAGGUGCUGGUUUAUACCGAAGAUAGACACAAAGUGCUGAAGUGACUCAGCAGUUCAAGCAGCAUCUCUGGAGGAAAAGGAUGGCUGACAUUUCAGACUGAAGAAGGGUUCCAACCCGAAACGUCACACGUCCUUUUUCUCCAGAGAUUCUGCCUGACCCAUUGAGUUACUCCAGCACUUUGUGUAUCUUCCUUUUCAAUGCUGCAAACUAUCUCAUGAUCAGAGACAUUUAAAAUAGAUAAAUGUUAAUUAUUUCAAUGUUUAAAAGGGAAGAUAAUUAAAAAUAAUAAGUGAAAUUAUUUAAAGAUUAAUAUUAAUUAAAAUUAAAAAAGGAACCAGGAUGAAACAGUGCAGAUGAAUCUGAAAUAAUCCAGAUAUCAGUCCUGAUGCAAGGUCUCAACCUCAAACGUUGACUUACAACUUUUCCAUCUGCAAUGGUAACUGGCUUGCUGUGUUCUUCAAGUGUUUGUUUUUGUUUAAGGUACAGUAACCAUUUGCUUCUUUUUCAUCAUGAUCAGUUACCUGAUUUAAACAUGGAAGUUGUGGUCAGUGGGAAGCUAAGCAACCAAAUAUAGGGUACGUCUCGUUCCUCAAUUUCCUAUAUCUGUGGUCCACUCUCAAUCACAUUGCAGAGUUCAGCAACAGCGGCAAAGGUCAGAUCCAUCAGCAUCUGACCUUUAGUACAUUCCUGACACUAUAAUAUACUGGGAGAUAAGUCGGGGUGGCACCAGCCAGGGAUGAGGAGAUCAUCAGCAGUUCCGUCUCAUCCUCUGGAAAGUGACAAGUAUGUUUUGGAUCAAUAAUAUAUGAACUGAAAUGUUUUCAAUUACAUCCACUAUUCAUGACACUUAUAAAGUUUAGUCUGGUUCAACCCAAAUAUAAAAUUUGCAAUGUAUUGGACUCCUACAAAGUAAACAGUUCAUGGUGAAAAUUGUACUAAAUCAUAUCUGGGCUUAAGAUGAUUUAAGGGGCUGUCCCACUGCGGCGACCUAAUUGGCGAGUUUAGAAGAGUUUAGCAGAGUUUGAAAAAAUGUCAUGUUGAAGACCUCCUUCAAUUAUGUAGAAGACCUUCUUCGACCUCCUUUGACUAUGUUGAAGACCAGCUUCGACUAUUUACGAGUAGCUACGACUACUUCGGGAAAAUUGGACACCGAAUAGUGGAGAGUGAAGACAAUCUCCUUCGACCUCCCUUCGACAAUGGUGAAGACUAUCUACGACUACCUUCCACUACCUUCGAUUACUUUUGACUACCCUCGAUUACCUACGACUAACAUGUCGACCUACCAUGACCAAACCUACGAAUUAAAGUAUCGAUUUUUUCCAUGUAUACCACUCAGUUCUCAACAAGAUGAAAAUCAGCUCAGUGCCUUUAUGUCUGAAGUUUUGAGAUUCGAUACAUGUAUUGUUAAAUUGUGAUAAUUUUAUCGAACAAUUUCUUUGAAUGUAUUACAAAGAUCAUCAUUGUAAAACAUUGCUACAGGAAAUUAAAUGAUCUCUAAAUUACAUAUCAACAUGGCUUGUUAUUCAGGCAGUCAUUAAAAAUAAUUUUACAUCAUUGAAUUCUACAAGAAAAAUAAAAUCUGUCUUUGUUUGAUUAUUAUUUUAAUGUAAAUGUUCUUGAAAUGUAUUUGACUUUGUAAAUUUUAUCUGGAUAAAUUAUCUGAAAUAUUUUAUAAUAACUUUGUCAGAUUACUGUGUAAAGGAUGAGAUAAUUUAUUGUAUGCAAAAAAUAUAAUUUUUUUUUUUAAUUUCAUGUGUGUUUGAAUCCGAGAUACUGACUAAAUAAUAUCUAUAAAUACGUCCAAAUGGGCAAAUAAAUGCUGAAUAUUCAUGAUUUGGGGAAAAUGGCUCCUGACUCCUUCAUAACUGCUGUUAAACUGCUGUUAAUAACAUUUUUGAUUGCUGCAAAUAUUUUAUGUGGGUGUUUCCGUAAAUAAGUGUACCAACGUGUGACAUGAAUGGCCAAAUUUGAAAUUUAUCAAACUAUAAC